Messenger RNA from Colletotrichum spaethianum, 540 nucleotides. RefSeq lists its product as uncharacterized. The record is from RefSeq and is a predicted model, not a curated record. The coding region runs from base 1 to 540 and encodes 179 amino acids. NCBI's taxonomy places the organism in Eukaryota, Fungi, Ascomycota, Sordariomycetes, Glomerellales, Glomerellaceae. The transcript is spliced from 2 exons.
AUGGACCAAGAGGCGGAAAAGAAGAUCAAGUCCCGCAAGCCGGGGUAUGACGGCCCAGCCGGCUCAAACGGUAAAAACACGCUCUCCGACUCGGAUGACCUGAAAACCCAGUACCAACACUUUCUGCGGCGAAGAAUCCCAUCCAUGAUUCGCGAAGAGCUCGAGACUGAGGUCGCAAAAUCUUUCAAUGACGUUGGUUCCGUGAUGCAGAGUCGCCUGUCGACCUGGAUCCGGAACUCGGCGGCGCGUUGCGCCAAAAUCUUUGAGUAUAUUCCAUCCCCGACGGAAGCGGCAGCCCAAGGCGACCCGGAAGCGGUGGUACCUAAGUCACGCGAAAGUUCGCCGAUCUCCGGUACUGCUGGCGCUGCUGGCUCUUACAAGGGCGGCGAGGGCACAAUCGAUGCCUGGCCUUUUUCUUUACCAGAAGAUCUCAGCCUUGAAUUUCAGAUUUCAGAAGAAGACUUGUCCGCUUUUGAUCAGUUCCUACAGACAGGUUUUGACUCCGCUUAUGGGUCUGGCAGUAUGGGUGGUUCUUCCUGA